Messenger RNA from Salvelinus fontinalis (brook trout), 467 nucleotides. Its product is annotated as ATP synthase subunit g, mitochondrial-like. Gene Ontology annotation, molecular function: proton transmembrane transporter activity. Gene Ontology annotation, biological process: proton motive force-driven ATP synthesis. The transcript has 3 exons. Bases 91 to 402 code for a protein of 103 amino acids. The record is from RefSeq and is a predicted model, not a curated record. NCBI's taxonomy places the organism in Eukaryota, Metazoa, Chordata, Actinopteri, Salmoniformes, Salmonidae.
AGCCGCACUUGAGGGGUCCUUCUUGCUGGAGGUGACAUUCAGUUGCAGCAAAUAGCCGAUUGCGUAUUCACGACUCUGAAGCAAACCAUCAUGGCACAGGCAGUCCAGAAAUUUGUGGCCAAAGUACCUACUUUGAUCGGAGCCGCUGCCACCUACUCCAAGCCCCGGCUAGCGACCUUCUGGCACUACGCUAAAGUCGAGCUUGUGCCCCCUUCCCCUGCCGAGAUUCCCCAGGCCAUUGCGGGAAUCAAGAACAUCCUCACCGGUCUCAACAGUGGACGUCUUGGACAGACGACAGUGAAGGAUGCGUUCAGAAAUGGAUUGGUGUGCACUGAAGUGUUGAUGUGGUUCUACAUUGGAGAGUGCAUCGGAAAAGGAGGCAUUGUUGGAUACGCCGUUUAAACCUUGAUCUGUCGCUGUUGUACACUCUUAACUCCCACCUUAAUAAAUGUCCAUUGCUUAAAGAA